Molecule: messenger RNA, 1627 nt
Organism: Mytilus trossulus (common blue mussel)
Lineage: Eukaryota; Metazoa; Mollusca; Bivalvia; Mytilida; Mytilidae
Exons: 1
Coding region: 236-1285 (349 amino acids)
Biological process (GO): DNA integration
Molecular function (GO): nucleic acid binding
Source: RefSeq, a predicted model, not a curated record
UCUCUAUUAUGAUGAGCUUUUUCUCUAUUAUGAUGAGCUUUUUCUUUAUUAUGAUGAGCUUUUUCUCUAUUAUGAUGAGGUUUUUCUCUAUCAUGAUGAGGUUUUUGUCUAUUAUGAUGAGCUUUUUCUUUAUUAUGAGGUUUUUCUCUAUUAUGAUGAGCUGUUAGAAGGGAAUCAUGGGAAAUUAAAAGAAUUAUCGGAAAUUAAGAGAAUUAAGAUAAACUAAAAGAAAAAAAUGGCAGAAUCAGAAAUGUUGAAAGUUCUUUGGAAAGUUGGCUUGCUUCAUGUGCGGGAAAUUUUUGAUAAAGAAAAAAUAACACCAAAUAUUGUCAGCAUGCUUUCAAAACAUGAACUGGAAUAUCUGGGAGUUUCCAUUCCAGCCCAUAUGAUGACACUGCGAAUGGAAUGCAUCAAGUACGGAGGCAUGAAACCUGUGAAAACUGAUAGUUUGGAUGGCCAUCCAAAAUAUCAUGUCGACAAAAAUGUACUGGAAUCGUUGUUGGAUUGUGACUUUAAGAUAUCGACCAUUGGAAAUCUCUUACAACUCUCGGAGAGAACAAUCUAUCGACGGAUGGCUCAUUUUGGACUACAGAAAAGAGAUUUUUCUGACAUUGAUGAAGACAACCUUGACAAUAUACUUUCCGGCAUUGUUGUAGACUUUCCUCGUUGUGGCGAACGCAUGUUGCGGGAAAUACUGAAAGGACAAGGAAUUAAAAUACAAAGAUGGAGGUUAAGAGAUGCCAUUCAUAGAAUAGACUAUGCUGGUACUCAAGAAAGAAAGACCGGUCGACUACACAGGCGGGUAUACAACGUGAUGGCACCGAACCACUUAUGGCACAUAGACAGUAAUCAUAAAUUAGUAAGAUGGAGAUUCAUUAUACUGGGUGGAGUUGAUGGGUUCAGUAGGCUGAUUAUGUUCCUGCAUUGUUGUGACAACAACACUUCCGCUACCGUAUUGAAUAGCUUUCUCUCUGGAGUGGCGAAUUUUGGUAUACCCUUAAGGGUUCGGUCAGAUAAGGGACUAGAAAAUGUAUCUGUGGCGGAUUUCAUGUUGACAAAACAUGGUGACGGCAGUAUGAUUACAGGCCCAAGCACGCACAAUCAGAGAAUAGAGAGAUUAUGGAGGGACGUUUACGAGGGUGUUUUGAGCUAUUUCUACAACUUAUUCUAUCAUUUGGAAGACCAGGGAAUUCUAGAUCCACUAAACGAACUGCAUUUAGUAGGCCUGCACUACAUUAACAUGGAUGAAAUUAACCGAAGACUUGAUAUUUGGACUCAAGCUUGAGCAAGCCAUAGAAUGAGAACAACAAAAUCAUCUCCUAUCAAUAUUUGGAUCGCCGGUCAAAUACAGAAUCUAGUUGGUACACAACUCAGUGAACGAGAUUACGUUGAUUAUGGAUUAGAGGGAAACGUUGAUGCGGCUAAUCUUACGGACGACGGAAGGCCAAUUUUUGAGCCAAUGAACAUUGCAAUUAAUGACCAACUAAUGAGAGCAGAUUUCAAUAGGACAGGUACCAACUUUGGCAUUGAUGACUUUGUGAAUUGUGUUGAAAUCCUUUCUGCACAAGCCUGGUUGAACUUUUCAAUGAUCGUUUUUGCAUACAAUAACAAGUAAUAUUUUACAUGA